Neoarius graeffei (lesser salmon catfish) is the source of this 2090-nucleotide messenger RNA. RefSeq names its product chromosome 4 C1orf210 homolog (gene c4h1orf210). Lineage: Eukaryota; Metazoa; Chordata; Actinopteri; Siluriformes; Ariidae. The record is from RefSeq and is a predicted model, not a curated record. The coding region runs from base 555 to 1586 and encodes 343 amino acids. The transcript has 5 exons. Gene Ontology annotation, molecular function: protein binding.
CCCUCUGUGCUGGCAGAUUUUGAAUAUCACACAACUUGUUGUACCACUUCAUUUGCAUCCGAGGGUGUGUAAUAACAUCUAACUUUGAAAAUAGCCACUGAAGAGGAAGAGUAAAGAGUAGAUCAGGCAGCAAUAAACCACCUUUACAGCACCCACGCUUACACCUCUAGAAAAACCAAUGUCGCACAAAAUCUUUAAUUACGCCUUACCGCAUUAAACACUUUGAUCUGAUGCUUAAAAAGUGAAGGGUGCUUACUUUCAUGAGCCUAAGAUUACAUUUCAAUACAGUGCUACUGUCUAACAUAUGAAUAAUUCUUGUGAGGGAUCGGAAAUCCAUGCAAAGCUGAAUGUGUCUAUCUUGUUACUCAUUAACUUAUUCCUCAGGUGCCAAGUUAAAGGCACACCUCAAGCAACCUUUGCACAACAUGCCUCCAUUUUGGUAACAUCUGGUUAAAUGAACUUGUCUGUGCGCUAAAAUGUGAUUAUUGAACUUUUUCCUCUCUGUUAUUAUAUUUCAAGAGAUUGAAGAGCUCACGCUCAGGAAAUAAUAGAGGAUGUGCUGUGUCGCGUAUAUUCUGUGUCUGCUCUUCAGUCUCUGGGCAUCAAGUUUAUGCCACACGUUGGUAACUGUGGGGCUGUGUGUGGGCAAUGCCAAGAAGGCUACUUUUGAUUGCAGCAGACGUAACCUCACAUCUAUACCCCAACAAAUAUGGCCAAACGUGACUGCGCUGGACCUCUCAGACAACCACCUAAAUUUAUUACACUCAAAAGCCCUGAAGAAGUUGAGGCACUUUGACCAUUUGAUCAAGCUCAAUUUAUCAGGGAAUUACCUCCCUCUACUGGUAAAGAAACAUUUCUACCACUUCCCCUCUCUGGAAAUAUUGGACCUCAGUGGAUGCAAGCUGACUACAAUCAAGCAUGGGGCUCUGCUCAGCUUCCCUAGACUGCAAAAGCUGUUUCUAGGUAACAAUGAUCUCCAAACCCCAAUGUCUGCUGUACUUCGAGGUCAUGAAUCGGUUGAGGCUGUUGAUUACACCAGUAACCUUCAAGCAAGUGACAGACCCAAAGAUGCGAUGCAAGUUGGUGCCAAUGUUUGUAGGAAGAAGACACAUUCUGGUGAUGCCUUUAGUGGAGACACCCACAGUCUGUUCCUACGUAAACUACUGGCAGAAACCGUGGAGACCAUGAGACCCAACAACACAGCAGAUCACAAUGAAAAAAAGUCUUCAGAUAGCUGGAAGUACCUCAUGGCAGUACUGGUGUCCGCCAUCAGCCUGUCCGUGCUCAUUGCUAUCGGGGCAAAGUGUAAACUCUUCCAUAAGUAUUUGGCCAGCUACAGGCACUCGAGGCUCAACGAGGGGGACGGGGCAAGUCAGGGCGACCCUGCAAGUUUUGAUGUGGGAUUCUCCAACCAGGGCAACCCCCCAAAUUCAAACACGGUAAAUGGGAACAUGGAGGAGGAUGAUGACGGAUUCAUUGAAGACAACUACAUUCAAGCAAGUGAGAGGGAAAGAGCAGUGCGAGAGGCUGAAGACUGGCAGGAGGAUGAUGAGGAUGAGGAUAUUGAAGAGUUCAGCAUUGCCUAAACAAAAACAUGACCUGAGUGUGAGGUGCACGUGGGACUGUUAUUUUUAAUCCCAUUCCCACCCACACCUGAAGGAAUUCUGACUAAUUCUGCCUGCUCCGGCAGAAAAUGUCUCACAGCACCAUAUGAGCACCAUAAGCACCACGCAAGCACUUUAUAUGAGCGCCUGUUAAUGUUAAUGAGCCUUUCAAUGUCCCACAAGCUUUAUAUCUGUCCACCCACUCCCUCCCAUAAGAAAGUAAAAACGUUCGUUGGGCGCUGCAGGAGUCCCAAUGCACCCCUUUAGUUUGAGCUUUUCUACCAUGAGAUGGAAGACGAUAACUAGCAGCAGGACUUGAUUAACCUUCAAAUGACCAUCUACUUUCGUGAUUUUCAUAAUUUAACAUUAACAUUUUGUCUAAUGAGUGAAUAGCCUACACUCUAUGUCUUCAUAUUUUAAGUUUUUUAAGUCUAAAUUAAUAAAAAGCAAUGCCGGCAUAUAUCCACUGACCUCAGUGUGUCCUUU